Messenger RNA from Choloepus didactylus (southern two-toed sloth), 981 nucleotides. RefSeq names its product ALX homeobox 1 (gene ALX1). The record is from RefSeq and is a predicted model, not a curated record. Gene Ontology annotation, molecular function: RNA polymerase II transcription regulatory region sequence-specific DNA binding; DNA-binding transcription activator activity, RNA polymerase II-specific. NCBI's taxonomy places the organism in Eukaryota, Metazoa, Chordata, Mammalia, Pilosa, Megalonychidae. The transcript has 4 exons. The coding region runs from base 1 to 981 and encodes 326 amino acids. Gene Ontology annotation, biological process: embryonic skeletal system morphogenesis; negative regulation of DNA-templated transcription; positive regulation of transcription by RNA polymerase II.
AUGGAGUUUCUGAGCGAGAAGUUUGCCCUCAAGAGCCCUCCGAGUAAAAACAGUGACUUUUACAUGGGCGCAGGAGGCGCGUUGGAGCACGUUAUGGAGACGCUGGACAAUGAGUCCUUUUACAGCAAAGCUUCGGCGGGCAAAUGCGUGCAGGCCUUUGGGCCCCUGCCCCGCUCCGAGCAUCACGUGCGCCUGGAGAGGACCUCGCCCUGUCAGGAAAGCAGCGUGAACUAUGGGAUCACUAAAGUAGAAGGUCAGCCUCUUCACACCGAACUGAAUAGAGCCAUGGACAACUGUAACAGUCUCCGAAUGUCUCCUGUGAAAGGGAUACCCGAGAAGGGAGAACUGGAUGAACUUGGGGAUAAGUGUGACAGCAACGUAUCCAGCAGUAAGAAGCGGAGACACCGAACCACCUUCACCAGCUUGCAGCUGGAGGAGCUGGAGAAGGUCUUUCAGAAAACCCAUUACCCGGAUGUAUACGUCAGAGAACAGCUUGCUCUGAGGACAGAGCUCACUGAGGCCAGAGUCCAGGUUUGGUUUCAAAAUCGAAGGGCCAAGUGGAGAAAAAGAGAGCGUUAUGGCCAAAUACAACAAGCCAAAAGCCAUUUUGCUGCCACCUAUGAUAUAUCAGUUUUGCCAAGGACUGACAGCUAUCCACAGAUUCAGAACAAUUUGUGGGCAGGAAAUGCAAAUGGCGGUUCUGUGGUUACUUCGUGCAUGUUACCACGUGACACGUCCUCCUGUAUGGCACCUUAUUCUCACUCACCUCGGACAGAUUCCAGUUACACAGGGUUUUCAAACCACCAGAACCAGUUCAGUCACGUGCCCCUCAACAAUUUCUUUACUGACUCUCUCCUUACUGGGGCUACCAAUGGACAUGCGUUUGAAACAAAGCCAGAGUUUGAAAGGAGGUCUUCCAGUAUUGCAGUUCUUCGAAUGAAAGCCAAGGAGCACACCGCCAAUAUUUCAUGGGCCAUGUAA